AUAUCUCUUUUUUUUAAUUAUGUAAAUAUAUUUUAUAAGAGCAUAUUUUCACGGACCCCUAAUAUUUUUGAGAACUGGUACUCUGCCUUCGGUGGUUUAUUAAUUAAUACAAAAAUGUAACCAUAGAAAUUCUAAACCGUGGUGGUGAAAAAAUGCGCAUUUUAACAAUUUCCGCCAUAGUUUUCUUAAAUUUGAUAAUUUUUGGCAUGUGUGGAUACUUAUACCUUCUUUGGUGCGAGUAUUGGCUAAAUCUAAAUAAAGCAAAUUUGGGAAGUACUGUAAACUAUGAUGAACAAAUUUACCUUUAUAACCGAGGUUAUCUCCCGACAGAGGGAAGUAAUAAAUCAAAUGCUUACAAUGCCACCGAUGUUAAGCUGAGGACUAAACAUUCAAUUAAGUAUGGAUAUGAAAAUAUUACUUUUGUUAAAAAUGGCCGUCCUCGUCUUCCCAGCAUAAGGAAAAAGCUCAUUGGGCUGGAUUCGAAAGAGUUUUUUUGUUUGACAAAUGAGACCAACAUGGACUGUAACAAAAAAACCCUAGAAUUUAAGAAAAAACUGCUUGCAGAAUUUAGGAAUGUUUUGGAAGAGGAAAGUGAUGUUUUUAAAACAAAAAAGAAUCGGUACAAUGUUACUUAUAAAGGUGUCCAACAAGAUUUUCAACAAAAAACUACUAAUCAGGUGUUAUGUGAAUUAAGGGAUGCCCAACUAAAUACCCUCAAAAGAUCUGAUAUUAAAUUUCCUGACUCUGUAAAGAAAUAUAUACCCAAACGUGGAUUUUAUGAAACACGUACAUUUAAUAGUUGUGCAGUUGUUGCUAGUUCUGGGGCAUUAAAAAACUCCAAUUUGGGUUCAUUUAUCGAUUCACACGAUGUAGUGUUGCGUUUUAAUCAUGCUCCAACAAGAGGUUUUGAAAAAGAUGUUGGUCAGAAAACCACAAUUCGUCUGGUAAAUUCGCAAGUUGUAACCCGGCCAGAGUUUAAUUUUCUGGGAUCUAUUAUUUAUAAAAAUAUAACUCUAGUGUUGUGGGAUCCUAGUAACUAUUCUUCAAAUCUAGAAGAUUGGUUGAAACAUCCCGAAUUUAACCUAUUUCCUAAUUUUAUGCAGUAUAAAAAACAGGAGAGGAAAGCAAGAGCUUUCAUUUUAAAUCCCAUUACAAUAUGGGACAUUUGGAACUUUUUACAGAGAAAUUCACCAAGCAGAUUGAGAAGAAAUCCUCCGUCAUCUGGGUUUCUAGGAUUGCGUCUUUUGCUGCCAGUUUGCAACACUGUUAAUGUAAUGGAAUAUGUGCCAUCAACCAGGUUGACCAAGAGAUGUCAUUAUUAUGAUCCAGAUGAAAACCCAGCAUGUACAUUUGGUGUGUGGCACCCAUUGGCAGCCGAGAAACUUCUUUCUUACUAUGUAAAUGUGGCUUCCGAUAAAGAUGCUUUCCAGAAUGGCUUCAUCACCAUUCAAGGUUUUAGGAAUCUCAACUGUUGAUCUCACGUUUUAG
Messenger RNA from Cylas formicarius (sweet potato weevil), 1488 nucleotides. RefSeq names its product beta-galactoside alpha-2,6-sialyltransferase 1 (gene SiaT). NCBI's taxonomy places the organism in Eukaryota, Metazoa, Arthropoda, Insecta, Coleoptera, Brentidae. Gene Ontology annotation, molecular function: sialyltransferase activity. The transcript is spliced from 3 exons. The record is from RefSeq and is a predicted model, not a curated record. The coding region runs from base 153 to 1475 and encodes 440 amino acids.